AAUGAACAUGGCGGUGGCGGUGACUUCACGGUUCGUGUUGCAGCAUUGCAGAGAAUUGAAAUUGAAUUUCAAACAUGCAAGUUGUGCAUUGGCUAUUAUAUCAAACCGAAAUAUGCAUUUUACAUUCGUUGCAGAAAAACCACCGGAGGAAAAAGGAGAAACAGUGAAACUCAAUAUGUUUCAAGCGAUCAACAGCGCUCUGGACAUCGCUCUGGAAAAAGAUCCGUCAGCAGUUGUAUUUGGUGAAGAUGUGGCGUUUGGAGGAGUAUUUCGCUGUACAUUAGGACUUCAGAAAAAAUAUGGGAAAGAAAGGGUAUUUAAUACACCAUUAUGUGAACAAGGAAUUGCUGGAUUUGGGAUUGGUUUAGCAAAUGUUGGUGCUACUGCAAUUGCAGAGAUGCAGUUUGCAGAUUAUAUAUUUCCUGCAUUUGAUCAGCUUGUGAAUGAAGCGGCAAAAUGCAGGUAUCGAAGUGGAAAUAUGUUUGAUUGUGGAAGCCUAACAGUUCGAGCACCAUGCAGUGCUGUGGGUCAUGGAGGACUGUAUCAUUCUCAGAGCCCUGAAGCUUAUUUUGCUCAUACACCAGGACUGAAGAUUGUCAUUCCACGUGGGCCUAUUAAAGCCAAAGGAUUGCUUCUGUCAUGUAUUAGAGACAAGGACCCAUGUAUUUUCUUGGAACCCAAAAUUCUCUAUCGUGCUGCUGUUGAAGAAGUUCCUGUUUCUGACUAUUCUUUACCCAUUGGAAAAGCAGACGUUCUCCUAGAGGGCGACGCGGUGACGCUGGUGGGCUGGGGCACGCAGGUGCACGUGCUGCGCGAGGCGGCGGAGAUGGCCCGCGACCGCCUCGGAGUGGCGUGCGAAGUCAUCGACCUGGUCUCCAUUCUGCCCUGGGACCGCCACACCGUCUGCGAGAUAACGUAUUUACGUGAUGUACUGGAAGGUUGUUUUUUCUCUAGUAUAGGUUUAAAGGAGAAAUUAUUCAGUGAGCUCUUUUAUAAUAUUAUUAGAGGUAAAGCAUUAUAA
Gryllus bimaculatus (two-spotted cricket) is the source of this 1021-nucleotide messenger RNA. The record is from the annotation of a GenBank genome assembly. Lineage: Eukaryota; Metazoa; Arthropoda; Insecta; Orthoptera; Gryllidae.